Messenger RNA from Rotaria sordida, 987 nucleotides. Lineage: Eukaryota; Metazoa; Rotifera; Eurotatoria; Philodinida; Philodinidae. The record is from the annotation of a GenBank genome assembly.
AUGGGUUCUACAAAACGACAACAAAAUUUAUGUACAAUAUGUGGUACAAUGGUUGGUGUUUUCUCAUGUCAUGGAUGUAACAAAAAUUUUUGUUUAAUUCAUACAAGUGAACAUCGAGAUUUUCUUCAAAAAUCUAUGAAUGAAAUUAGUAAUAAUUGUGAUUUGUUAAAAGAUAGUGUUCAAGGACAUAAAGGAGAACAACAUCAAAUUUCAAUAAUGGAACAAAUUGAACAAUGGGAACAACAAUCAAUAGAUAAAAUUCGUCGAUUAGCUGAUGAUGUUCGACAACAAAUAUCAACUAUUAUUCGAGAUCGUACAGAUAAUUUCAAAGAAAAAUUAGGAGAAUUACAACAACAAUUAGAAAUAGCUCGUCAAGAUGGUGGUUUUUAUGAAAAUGAUUUAACAGAAUGGACACGAAGAUUUGAUGAAUUACAACGUAUUGUUGCUCAACAACAAACAAUUAAAAUUGAGGAAGAUAUUGGUUCAACUUCAUUUAUUUCAAGAAUUUCAGUAAAUGAUAUAUCAAGUAUUUCAUUUCGAAAGAAUGUUCCAUUGAAAAAUCAUGAUCAAAAUGAUAUUGAAAAAAAAUAUGACGAUUAUACAGAUAAUCACAAUCAAUAUUCAUAUUCAAAAGGAAGCCAUUCAAUUCGAUUUAAGAUUCAUGAAUAUGAACCGAAUAGUUCGAUUAUAUUUGGAAUUGUAUCAAAACAAAAAUCUAUUAAUUCAUCUACAUGUGAAAAUCCAACAUUUUAUGGAUGGACAGAAAAUAAUCUUGUUUAUUUUGGUGGUGAUUCACAACCAAAUUAUCAUGGAUAUAAAAGUGAUUUUCAACUAGGUGAUAUAUAUGAAUUAAUUAUUGAUUGUAAACGAAAAAAGAUUCAAUUAAGAAAGGAACGAACAGAUAUUUCGUAUGAUUUAGAAGUUGAUACAACAAAAUGUCCAUUUCCAUGGCAACCCAAUGUUCGUAUUUUAAACAAUCUUGAAUGA